Molecule: messenger RNA, 1230 nt
Organism: Nematolebias whitei (Rio pearlfish)
Lineage: Eukaryota; Metazoa; Chordata; Actinopteri; Cyprinodontiformes; Rivulidae
Product: solute carrier family 2, facilitated glucose transporter member 11-like
Exons: 2
Coding region: 1-1230 (409 amino acids)
Biological process (GO): monosaccharide transmembrane transport
Cellular component (GO): membrane
Molecular function (GO): hexose transmembrane transporter activity
Source: RefSeq, a predicted model, not a curated record
AUGAAUUCUGCAGCUAAGAAGGGCCCAGGAGGAAGACGCAGUAACCCCCCAGGCAGCACCAGGACUCUGGCUCUGACUGUGUGCUCUGCUGCCAUUGGAGGCACCUUCCAGUACGGUUACAACAUCUCCAUCAUCAAUGCUCCCACCAGCUACAUCCAGAGCUUCAUCAAUCACACAUACGUGGAUCGCUGGGGCAGCGGUCUGGAUACCUCUCAGCUGACUCUGCUGUGGACUGUGAUCGUGUCAGCUUUCUCACUGGGGGGGUUGCUGGGGGCUCUGUUAGCAGGGCCCAUGGCGGUCCAUUUUGGUAGGAAGAAGUCCCUGCUCUUGAACAACUCCUUCCUCUUCUUGAGUGCUGUUCUGGUGCUGACGUGCAAGCUGGCAAAAGCAUUUGAGAUGAUCAUCGUGUCUCGUUUCCUGGUGGGAAUAAACGCAGGGGUCAGCAUGAAUGUACAGCCCAUGUACUUUGGAGAAAGUGCUCCCAAACAUCUCAGAGGGGCGGUGGCGUUUUCCUCUGCGGUCUUCACGGCAUUUGGGAUCUUCUUUGGUCAAGUUGUGGGACUCACUGAGCUUCUUGGAACAGCACCUCUUUGGCCCUAUUUACUGGCUAGCAAUGCUUUGCCAGGACUGAUCCAGCUAAUGACGCUACCCUGGUUCCCCGAAAGCCCCAGGUAUCUUCUCAUUGACCAGGGGGACAGAGAAGCGUGUAUCCAGGCUCUAAAACGACUUCGUGGAGGAGAGGUUCCUUCCUUGGAGAUGGAGGAGAUGCUUCAGGAGCAGCAGCAAAUGUCUGCUGCUAUAAAAUGUGGUUCUGUAGCACCUGCCAAGACACCUUGGUCUUUGUUCAAGGAUGUGGACCUACAGUACCAGCUCAGGACGGUCAUGAUUGCCAGUAGCGGCAUGAUGCUCUGCGGCAAUGACUCCUUCUACUUCUAUGCCUCCUACAUAUUUCAGGAAGCAGGGAUCCCACAGGAGAAAAUCCAGUACAUCACCAUUGGAACAGGAGCAUCGGAGCUAACUGCAUCUAUCCUCAGUAACCUUCUUAUUGAGCGUGUGGGCCGCAGGUACCUUCUCAUUGGAGGGUAUAGUCUUAUGGUGUCACCACAGAGAACCAACUCACACGAAGACUUGGCAAUGGGAUUUAAACCAGAUGUCCUUCCUGACAACCACAGGCAUCUGUGUGGAGCAGACAGCUCCAGAACACCUGGACGAGCAGACGGUGGCAGUUAA